AUGUCGGCGGAGCGGAAUAAGAACAAGAAGACCCCGGCGAAAAAGACGUCGAACCCAGCAGCAGCAGAACCCAAGACCCAAGAAAAGCCCAACAAAAAGACCAGUAGCAGCAAGAAACAACAACCGCCAAAGGAAAAAGUCGUCAGCACUUAUUAUAGCAAGCAGAAAAAAGGUGUUGCUGCUGCUGCAGAAAAAGACGGCGGGAAAACGACGACGUCGUCUCUUCUACUCGACGACGCCGACAACAACACCAACAGUAGUAGUAAUAACAGUAACAGUAGACAACUCCGACGAUGUCGAUUGCCAGCCGAGACGGACCUGAUCCCGCCGGCUGCGUAUCACAUGUCGGAUCCGUCGACGCCGGAAUUCGACGCCAUCAUCUCGACGCUUCGUCGGGCCGUCGUCGCCGUCGACACUCAUCCCUGGCCCAGCACAAGCAAUAAGAACCCUUCUUCUUCUUCUUCUUCUUCGGCAACGACACGCGUCUUUACGAAAAACAACGCCAAGACAUCAGUGACAGCGUCGAGUUCAGUGUUACCAAUGAUGAUGAUGAACAGCAGCAGCAGCAGGUUCCGCAAGGCCAAGAGUGCCGUCGAAUUCGACAGCAGUGCCUUAUUGUCUCAUCCGUAUUCGGAUGCAUCUUUGAUGGUGCUGCCAUCUGCGACGCACCUGCGGCUGCCGAUGACACCACCUGACGCAGCCACCAUGGCAUCCACGUCUGCUGCAUCAGCCAUAGCCAUGGCCCCUCACCAGAGGUCGCUGUCACUGCCCAAGUCAUUCCUCAGUGAUCGCUAUGGACUGCAUGGCAUCCGAGCUGCACUUCCCAGUACUCUGGCUGGAGAUGAGGCAAUUUUCAGAGGCCUGGGAUUGGCCAGAAAAGGUCAAGUCAAAGAUGUCGUCGGGGACAGCAAACAAAAGUUCUCCAAGAGGAAAAAUUUCGUCAGUGUGAAAAUUCGCACGUGCGCAGUUAUUGGAUUCGCAGUCGUGAAUGAAAGAACCGCGUCUGAUAUACGACAGGCUGAUAACGGAAAUUCAGAUAAGCACUUUAGAUAA
Messenger RNA from Notodromas monacha, 1053 nucleotides. The record is from the annotation of a GenBank genome assembly. Lineage: Eukaryota; Metazoa; Arthropoda; Ostracoda; Podocopida; Cyprididae.